CAGAAAAAAGCAAGCUGACUAACAUAUCUCCAAACUUCAUAAUUACCCCUCCUACUAGCAGAGACCAGAAAUUGUAUUUGUGGUUACUGAGUCAUUGCCGUGAAAGAAGUACUUUCAGUUUCAUCAGGCUCUGAUGCCAUUACAAAGGUGGUUUACCUUCUAAUUAUUUGAUGACUGAGAAAAAUCCAGAAAGCUACACAACACUGGAGGGGUGAAAUAAAAGUCCAGCCAUCCAGUGAAAGAAAAGAGAAGUGACAGAAACAACUUUACCUGGACUGAAGAGAAAAGAACAGACAAGAGAACAAUACCCUGGACAUGGCAUCAGAGAUCCACCAGACAGGUCCAAUAUGCCUUAUUGAGAACACUAAUAGGCAACUGGUGGUGAAUCCAGAAGCUCUGAAGAUCCUGUCUGCCAUUACACAGCCUGUGGUGGUGGUGGCGAUUGUGGGCCUCUACCGCACAGGCAAAUCCUACCUGAUGAACAAGCUGGCUGGAAAUAACAAAGGCUUCUCUCUGGGCUCCACAGUGAAAUCUCACACCAAAGGAAUCUGGAUGUGGUGUGUGCCUCACCCCAAGAAGCCAGGACAUACACUAGUCCUGCUUGACACUGAGGGCCUGGGAGAUAUAAAGAAGGGUGACAACCAGAAUGACUCCUGGAUCUUCGCCCUGGCCAUCCUCCUGAGCAGCACCUUUGUGUACAAUAGCAUGGGAACCAUCAACCAGCAGGCCAUAGACCAACUGCACUAUGUGACAGAGCUCACAGAUCGAAUCCAGUCAAAAUCCUCACCUGGUGAGAACUACGAGGUUGAGGAUUCAGCUGAUUUUGUAAGCUUCUUGCCAGAUUUUGUGUGGACAUUGAGAGAUUUCUCCCUGGACUUGGAAGUACAUGGACAAUCCCUCACAGCAGAUGAGUACCUGGAGUACUCCCUGAAGCUGAAGCAAGGUACCAGUGAAAAAGAUAAAAAUUUUAAUCUGCCCCGACUCUGUAUCCAGAAGUUCUUCCCAAAGAAGAAAUGCUUUGUCUUUGAUCGACCUGUUAAUUCCAAGAAGCUUGCCCAGCUCGAGAAACUGCAUGAUGAAGAGCUGGACUCCGAAUUUGUGCGACAAGUAGCAGACUUCUGUUCCUACAUCUUUACUAAUUCCAAAACUAAAACUCUUUCAGGAGGCAUCAAGGUCAACGGGCCUCGUCUAGGGAGCCUGGUGCUGACCUAUGUCAGUGCCAUCAGCAGUGGGGAUCUGCCCUGCAUGGAGAACGCAGUCCUGGCCUUGGCCCAGAUAGAGAACUCAGCUGCAGUGCAAAAAGCCAUUGCCCACUACGACCAGCAGAUGGGCCAGAAGGUGCAGCUGCCCACGGAAACCCUCCAGGAGCUGCUGGACCUGCACAGGGACAGUGAGAGGGAGGCCAUUGAAGUCUUCAUGAAGAACUCUUUCAAGGAUGUGGACCAUCUGUUUCAAAAGAAAUUAGGGGCCGAGCUAGACAAAAAGUGGGAUGACUUUUGUGAACAGAAUCGGAAAGCAUCAUCAGAUCGUUGCUCAGCUUUACUUCAGAACAUUUUCAGUCCUCUAGAAGAAGAAGUGAAGGUGGGAAUUUAUUCUAAACCAGGGGGCUAUCGUCUCUUUAUUCAGAAGCUACAAGACCUGAAGAAAAAGUACCAUGAGGAACCGAGGAAGGGGAUACAGGCUGAAGAGAUUCUGCAGACAUACUUGAAAUCCAAGAAGUCUAUGACUGAUGCGAUUCUACAGACAGAUCAGAUUCUCACAGAAAAGGAAAAGGAGAUUGAAGCGGAACGUGUGAAAGCUGAAUCUGCACAGGUUUCAGCAAAUAUGGUAGAGGAAAUGCAAAUAAAGUAUCAGCAGAUGAUGGAAGAGAAAGAGAAGGGUUACCAGGAACAUGUGAAGCAAUUGACUGAAAGGAUGGAGAGGGAGAGGGCUGAGUUGCUGGAAGAGCAAGAGAGGACUCUUACUAGUAAACUUCAGGAACAGACUCGACUACUGAAGGAGAGAUGCCAAGGUGAAAGCACCCAACUUCAAAAUGAGAUACAAAAGCUACAGAAGACCCUGAGGAAAAAAUCCAAGAGAUAUGUGUUCCAUAAGCUAAAGAUCUAAACAAUAGAGCUUUUCUGUCACCCUGACCCAAGGCAUAACUGAAACAAUUUUAGUAUCUGCAACAAGUAUCACUACAUUUGAUAAGAAUUAGAUCUUGCAUGAUAACACUAAAAGUUUAUAAGAACAUGCUGUUCAAUGAUCAAAAUCAUGUUUUUUCCUUAAAAAGAUUGUAAAUUGUGCAACAAAGAUGCAUUUACCUCUGUACCAAGAGAGGAGAGGUCAUGAA
Molecule: messenger RNA, 2332 nt
Organism: Sapajus apella (tufted capuchin)
Lineage: Eukaryota; Metazoa; Chordata; Mammalia; Primates; Cebidae
Product: guanylate-binding protein 3
Exons: 11
Coding region: 316-2106 (596 amino acids)
Molecular function (GO): GTP binding; GTPase activity
Source: RefSeq, a predicted model, not a curated record